Messenger RNA from Drosophila albomicans, 1908 nucleotides. RefSeq names its product probable tyrosyl-DNA phosphodiesterase (gene gkt). Gene Ontology annotation, molecular function: single-stranded DNA binding; 3'-tyrosyl-DNA phosphodiesterase activity; double-stranded DNA binding. The record is from RefSeq and is a predicted model, not a curated record. The transcript is spliced from 5 exons. Gene Ontology annotation, biological process: double-strand break repair; single strand break repair. The coding region runs from base 110 to 1849 and encodes 579 amino acids. Gene Ontology annotation, cellular component: nucleus. NCBI's taxonomy places the organism in Eukaryota, Metazoa, Arthropoda, Insecta, Diptera, Drosophilidae.
UUUCGAUAACAGCGCUGUUGUUUGGUUCAGCUUCAAUUGCCGCAUUUAUUUACUAAUUUGUUUUUGCCUGAUUUAUUUAAUUGUUACGAAAUUACCCUGCUGCCACAAAAUGCAGGAGUGUCCUUAUGCCGAGAAAUGCUAUCGCAAGAAUCCUAUACACUUUAAGGAAUACAAACAUGCUCAUCUGGAUGCAAUUUAUGCCAAGGGCUGUGCUGCGGGCAGCGCAGAAUACGAUAUACCAAGCAAAUAUUCCAAUGAACUCAUCAAUCAACAACUCAAACUGCUGGAGAAGCUGUUUCCCAAGGCGGCCAAAGAGACGGCUGCUCCUGAGAAGCCAGCGAAGCCAUCAGUUGCUUUAGUAGCUCCUUCAUCAGCUCCUCCAGCCUGCUCAAAGCCAGUGCCAAAAGAGCUGCCAACUGCCAGCACAAGUCGUGCUGCCGACAACUCGAAUCUCGCCAAGAAACAAAAGCUAAGUGAACGCAACAUACGCGAUUACAUUCCCGUCGUUGUGGAGAAGGGACGCAUGGCAGCCAAGUUAGAACGUGCCGCGCCCUACAACAUGUUUCUCACCGCCAUCACAGACUCAAAGCCAACGCACCAGGAGCCGCUCAGCAUCACAUUGCAAGAGAUACUCGACGAAAGUCUGGGUGAGAUUGAAUCUAGUGUGCAAAUCAACUUUAUGAUUGACAUUGGCUGGCUACUAGGACACUAUUACUUUGCUGGCAUACUCGAUAAACCUUUGCUCGUGCUCUAUGGCGAUGAAUCCCCGGAACUGCUGAGCAUUAGCAAAUUCAAGCCACAAGUGACCGCCAUCAGGGUAAAGAUGCCCACACCAUUUGCCACCUCACACACCAAGCUGAUGCUGCUGGGUUACGCAGAUGGCGGAAUGCGCGUUGUCAUCUCCACAGCAAAUUUAUACGAAGAUGAUUGGCAUAAUCGCACGCAGGGUUUGUGGAUUAGUCCCUUGUUGCCCGCUCUACCUGAAGAUGCGGAUACCUCGGCGGGCGAAAGUCCAACGGGUUUCAAGCAGGAUCUUAUGCUUUAUCUAGUGGAAUACAAGUUGUCGCAACUGCAACCUUGGAUUGCGCGUCUGCGCAAAAGCGAUUGCAGCGCCGUCAACGUCUUCUUCAUUGGCUCAGUGCCCGGUGGACACCGCGAGAGCUCUGUGCGGGGCCAUCCUUGGGGCUGUGCUCGUCUUGGCUCGCUGCUGGCCAAGCAUGCCACGCCUAUUGAUGAUCGCAUUCCUGUGGUUUGUCAGAGCAGCAGCAUUGGAAGCCUGGGAGCUAAUGUGCAGGCUUGGAUACAACAGGAUUUUGUCAACAAUCUGCGCAAAGAUUCACAACCAGUUGGACGACUGCGUCAAAUGCCCGCUUUCAAGAUGAUCUAUCCGAGUUUUGGCAAUGUUUCGCGCAGUCACGAUGGUAUGCUUGGAGGCGGGUGUUUGCCCUACGGCAAGAACACCAACGACAAGCAGCCUUGGCUUAAACAACAUUUGCAGCAAUGGAAAUCGGGCGAUCGCCAUCGUUCACAAGCCAUGCCGCACAUUAAGAGCUACACACGCUUCAACCUGGAGGAACAGUGCAUCUAUUGGUUUGUGCUCACCUCGGCGAAUCUCUCGAAAGCCGCCUGGGGCUCGUUUAACAAGAACUCCAACAUACAACCGUGUCUGCGUAUUGCCAACUAUGAGGCGGGUGUUUUGUUCCUGCCCCGAUUUGUGACGGGCGAAGACACAUUUCCUUUAGGCAAUUCUAGAGAUGGCGUGCCUGCUUUUCCCUUGCCCUACGAUGUGCCCUUGACGCCCUACGGACCUGAUGAUACACCUUUCCUAAUGGAUUAUCUACAGGGCUAAAAAUAAUGUUUUUGAAUUUGUUUACUGGUUAAAAUACACUCACUAUUCUAUUCCUUAAA